Messenger RNA from Salvelinus sp. IW2-2015, 636 nucleotides. The record is from RefSeq and is a predicted model, not a curated record. Lineage: Eukaryota; Metazoa; Chordata; Actinopteri; Salmoniformes; Salmonidae.
AUGGGCUGGACGGGCUGCUCUCCUCCUCGCGUGGUCGGAGGCUGCCUCCGUCUCUACGCCCACCAAUCAGCGUUCACUGAGCCAGAGCCUGAGGGCCACAACUGCUAUGAGUCAGAUCCUCUACUUACCACCAAGAGAGUGGAGGACAUCGCCCUGAGGCUCGUUCCCUGCCGCCAGGCCUUCACUGUUGAGACGAGGCCGAAUUCAUCCGUGCCUAUAAACGACUUUGUGGACUACCUGAGUGACCCCUCCAAGAAGAUUGACAUUGAGAGGGAGCUGGCUGAGGCAAAGAUCCAUCAUGUUAACCUGAUAGAUGUCCUCUUUGAACUGGUGAUGUUUGGGAUGAUGACAGCUCAGAAGUCCCUGAUGGUGCACCCUGGUGGGUUCAUGGAGCGUCUGUACGCUCUCCUGUACUCCUUCCUGCCCGCUGCUGCCAGCAUUGAGCCAAAGGCUGAGAGAUACCUGCUGCUGCUCAAUGGUGGGCUGAUGGCUCUGCUAGAUGACAUGUUUGGGCAGCAGCUGGCCUGGUACUUUAACCCAGUGUCUCUGGUCACUGAGCUCUCCAGACUCCUGGAGUACCACCUGGAAACCUCAUGGCCAGAUUCUUGUGACACUUUGCCACUAACAGGGAUCUAG